Pygocentrus nattereri (red-bellied piranha) is the source of this 1047-nucleotide messenger RNA. RefSeq names its product M-phase phosphoprotein 6 (gene mphosph6). The transcript has 5 exons. Gene Ontology annotation, biological process: maturation of 5.8S rRNA. The record is from RefSeq and is a predicted model, not a curated record. The coding region runs from base 136 to 639 and encodes 167 amino acids. NCBI's taxonomy places the organism in Eukaryota, Metazoa, Chordata, Actinopteri, Characiformes, Serrasalmidae.
GCAGUAUUUACGAGCAGCAUGUUGGCGUGAGUGCAGUUAGCUUAGCUUGCCGUUGCUGAAACACGAAGCGCACACGCAGUCUUGGGUACAUUGUUUAAGCUUGACUGCAGUGAAACAGGGUCAAAAAGCGCUAAAAUGGCAAAUGACGGUUCGACGAAACUAUCUAAAAACCUCCUGCGGAUGAAGUUUAUGCAAAGAGGCCUUGAUGCAGAGGUAAAGAAACAGCUUGAGGAAGAAGAGAAGAGGAUUAUAAGUGAUGAGCACUGGUAUUUGGACCUGCCUGAACUUAAAGCCAAAGAAUGCUACAUUGUUGAAGAAAGAAGUUAUAUUCCAUGUGAAGACUUGGUUUAUGGAAGGAUGUCAUUUAAGGGAUUCAAUCCUGAUGUUGAGAAGCUGAUGGUUCUAAUGAACGUUCCAAAAGAGAGAGAGAAAGAUGAGGAGGAAGAUGACAUGACAAGAAUGGACACCGAUAUUACAGAUGAGGAUAUGGCUAGAAGAUAUGGAAGCUUGGUUGAGAGCAUGAAAAGAAGAUUUGCCAAGAAAAGGGAACGUUCCUCUCUCCAGGACAGUCUGGAAGAUGUCAACCGUAACGUUGUACCAUCACAGCCAAAGAAAACUUUCUUAAAGCCCAAGGACUGAUACAUUUUUAUUGUAUUAUAUACAGUGUACAAAGUGGUCCUUUUCAUACACAGAGGAUUUUAAAGAUGUACAGUUUUUUUUUGUUUGUUUACAUUCAUUUGUAGUAACAAAAGUGCUGUAAAAUGGCAGCAGAAACCUGGAUGUCAUACAUCCCUAUUUUUAAGUGAAAAGCACAUGUUAAAAGUUGUACAGUCUAAACAUUCUGAUGUGUGAGCUUCCUUUAGAUGAAUGUGCCACACAAUCACAGAUGGUUACAGUUAAAAUCUUAAAUCCAGUACACUUGAUUUUGAUUUAUGUAGGGUGCAUCUAUUGAACAGACUUGCAGUAUUUUCAUGGUUUGAUGUUGGAUGGUAGUGGUGUAUUGUUCUAACGUGAAUGAGAACAUGAUAAAAUUUAACAUUUACAUCA